GAUAAGAAAGCAGCCGAGGGGCGUGGAACCGAGGGGCCUAUGGCUCCUGCUUCCAGAAAACAGAGUCCGCCGGGGACCCCCAGUUCUUAUUGGGACAGGAGGGGCAGGGAUCUCCCGUUCUGGAACCCGGGUCCGGCCGUGAUGAGAAGCGAGUGGGUGUGUCCGCUUCCGCCCGCUGGCCUUCAGACGAAGCAGAGCGCCUGGAAGCGGUACUUUGUUCCCGAAAUGGGUUUCGUAUGCGCGCCAUCCCGGCGCUAGAAGUACAACUUUGCAGCCAGGGCGCCGGGCAGCUGGGUUGGGGUCCGGGGGGAAGGGCGGGUCCUGCCCGCAGCUCUCCGCAAAGCUAGGCGGCGGGGCCGGCGGAGUUCCCACGGGUCGUGGGCGGCGGUGAGAUUAGCACCGUCUGGGUCCCCGGCUGGCGGCGACGCUCCGGGAAGCCCGUCCCGCCCUCGCUCCCGAUCCUCCUCUGGGCGGCUUCGGGGGCUAGAAUUCGUCAGGAACCAAGCCCAAAACUUUCCCUCGAGCCCCGUGUUCCUUUUGUCUUCCUUGGCGGCGGCGGAGACGCCUUAGCUGCGAUCCCUUGUCCUGGCCUCGCUCACCGAGUCUCACCGGUACCCUAGAAGCACAGGGGUGCUGGGGUUCCGCGCGUCCGAUGGCGGCGGCCGCGUCCCCCAGAUGUGCGAGUCAGAGAGCCUGCACCCCGGCCUGACUCAUCCUCCCGCGGUGACUACACCGCGUCCUCAGCCGGAGCCCCACGGGGAUGGGGAGUGAGACCGCGGCUGCCCGCGGCUGCCCAGAUUCCUCCUGACGCCCCCGACCCCGCCGCCUCUCCCGCUGGUCCCCGGAGACGUACGCCUUCGCGACAGCUACGAGAGCAGAGAGCCCCGAGAGGCCACUGGAACCCCGAGACCCGGCGCUCAGGACAGAGCCCAAGAGGAAGCUAUGAUAGCCACUGGUGGGGUCAUCACCGGCCUGGCGGCCCUGAAGCGGCAGGACUCUGCCAGGUCCCAGCAACACAUCAACCUCAGCCCGCUGCCUGCUACCCAGGACCAGAAACCUGUCAGACGGCGCCCGCGAGCUGACGUCGUGGUGGUCCGGGGGAAAAUCCGACUUUAUUCUCCAUCUGGAUUUUUCCUCAUUCUGGGAGUACUGGUGUCCAUUGUAGGAAUCGCCAUGGCAGUCCUUGGAUAUUGGCCCCAGAAGGAGCAUUUCAUCAACGCAGAGACCACUCUGUCCACCAAUGAGACCCAGGUGGUUCGGAACCAGGGCGGUGUGGUGGUGCGAUUCUUCGAGCAGCAUCUACACUCGGAUAAAAUGAAGAUGCUUGGCCCGUUCACCAUGGGUAUCGGCAUCUUCAUUUUCAUCUGUGCCAAUGCCAUUCUUCAUGAGAACCGCGACAAAGAGACCAAAAUCAUCCACAUGAGGGAUAUCUAUUCCACAGUCAUCGACAUCCACACGCUGAGACUCAAGGAGCAGAAGCAAGCGAACGGCCUGUACGCAGGUUUGCUGGGAGAUGCCGAGGUGAAGCAGAACGGAAGCCCCUGCGCAUCCAGGCUGGCUGCCACCACCCUGGCCUCCUUCUCAGGGAUGCGGAACAGCUUUCGUGUGGACAGCUCUGUGGAGGAGGAUGAGCUGAUGUUGACUGAAAGUAAGAGCCCGAGGCACCUCAUGCCCCCGUUGCUCUCGGACAGUGCAGUCUCUGUCUUUGGCCUUUAUCCACCUCCAGCCAAGACCACCGAUGACAAGACCAGCAGCUCCAAGAAGUGUGACACCAAAUCGAUCGUGUCGUCAUCCAUCAGUGCUUUCACGCUCCCUGUGAUCAAGCUUAACAACUGUGUCAUUGAUGAGCCCAGUAUAGACAGCAUCACCGAGGUCGCAGACAACCUCAAAAGUAGGUCCAGGAAUCUUUCAAUGGAUUCCCUUGUGGUCCCACUGCCAAGCUCUGGCGAGUCCUUCCAGCCCGCCAGCACAUUACUCCCAAGGAACAAUUCCGUUGGGGAGUCCCUAUCGAGUCAGUACAAGUCCUCUGUGGCCCUGGGACCCGGGACUGGACAGCUCUUGUCUCCUGGGGCCGCGAGAAGACAGUUUGGAUCCAACACAUCCUUACAUUUGCUCUCUUCUCAUUCCAAAUCCCUAGACUUAGACCGAGGUCCUUCCACACUCACGGUGCAGGCAGAACAGAGGAAGCACCCGAGUUGGCCCCGAUUGGAUCGGAGUAACAGCAAAGGCUAUAUGAGACUGGAGAACAAAGAGGACCCAAUGGAUCGACUGCUCGUUCCUCAAACAGCAAUCAAAAAAGACUUUACGAAUAAAGAGAAACUCCUUAUGAUCUCAAGAUCCCAUAACAACUUGAGUUUUGAACAUGAUGAGUUUUUGAGUAACAACUUGAAGCGAGGAACUUCGGAGACAAGGUUUUAGUGUUUAAAAAAAAAAUAGACCAUGUUCGGUGGAGGUAUAUGCUACUUUAGCCAGUGUGCUCCUCCCUUUUAAAGCAUUGGUCGGAAGCCUUUCAAAAUCAAAUGUCGGUGUGUUAGAAAUGGCUGGUUAAUUCUGUAAUGAAGAUGGCUGUAUGUGUGGGUUCUUUUUCCCUACAGAACUGUAGAUUAUCACGUGAGAUUUUUUUGUUUUCUCACUCUCUGAGAGCAUGGUUUCUUUUGUUAACGUAGAUGCAAAAUACCUGCAUUCAUAUUAAGAACUUGGCUUUACUUUCAAAAUCUAUCACCGAUUAUCAUCUUCAUAGAGUGACCAGUGGCCAGUACAGAAAGCGCAGAAUACCAAAGUGGGCAAGGAACGUUAAAUUCAGGUCCAAUACUCAAUAGACAUAUUUAUAAACAAGGGUGAGUGUAGUCUUAAGAUGCGAUUUUCUCAAUCGUUUUAUACAGGAUUGCUCACAUUACUUAACAGGAGAACUCAUUGCUGUUCUAUCUGUCGUGACUCAUACUCUGAACUCUUUAUGGGCAGUACAUAUAUAUGUAUAUUACACAUCAGUUCUGCUAGGGUGAUACUUUAAUGAAAAAAAAAAUUCCUGGUGGAGAAGUCCAUGUUUUAGAGACAAAUAGCAAAAGCUACUAGUUGUAACUUUAGAGCCUCAGAGCCAAACAUUUUCUCUGCAACGUGGUGUGAAAAAUGAGUGGGCCAAUGUAGUUUGUAGGAUUUCUGUCCUGACACGAGCAGAGAGAACACCGCCUAAGGAGAAAAGGUAGUGUUAUUUGCAUCUUACAUCUAGCUACCUGCAGUUGUCCAGAAUUCACUCACCCCGUGUCCUUAUUUUCUUCCAAAAAUUUUUAUUGUUAUUACCUGGAAAAUAAUCAGCUAACCUCAGCACUUCUUCAUAUUUCCACAAACCACCAGCUUGAUGGUGAAAGAGAGUUUAGCACCUGACAAGCUGCCUUGUGAUUUACCCCGUGCUGGAAAGCCUUCUGCUAACUCCAAAGACUCUCUCCUGCUUGGACAAGUUUUGAGGGUUGUGGUUCUCAAACACAUUAAGUUGUCGAAGAUACUAAAUACUAAAGUGAAUGUUUCCAUUAGACAUCUCUCUCACUUCCGUGAAGGUAGCAUGGUUUUAAGAACCAUUUAAUGGGGUCCUAGAAGAGUGUCCCCGCAGUGAAGAGCAUUUGCUGCUCUUGGAGAGAACCCUGAUUUUGUUCUAGCACCCACAUGGUGACUCACACCAUGUGACUGUAACUCCAGUUUCAGAGGAUCUAACACUCUCUUCUGGCCUCUGAGCACCAGGCAUGCAGAUGGUGCAUUUAUAUACACAUAUAGGAACUUAUACACAUAAAAUAAAAUCUUUACUUACAAAAGUCUAAUGGAAUACUCAGGAAAUUUUGCUGGUUUUUUUUCCCAAAGCCUAAACAAUUGUGAACAUUCCUAUUGCGGUCACUAGAAAGAGCAGAGAAAAGACACAUUGGUAAGAGAAAGCAUCCCAAAAUCCCAAACCUGUGUUUACACAGACAUCUUCCUUCUGGAGAGGCACCCUGCCUCCUAGAAGCUCAAGCCCGUGUGUUAUAAUAGACUGAGCUCAAUAUUUUACUAUAAAAAACAUUUAGUAAAUGUCUGUUACUCAUAGAAAUGUGUGUUCUUCAUACCUUUGCUAUCAUUUUUUAAAUAAAAUGGACAUUUCUGUUUAAAAUA
This is a messenger RNA of Rattus rattus (black rat), 4134 nucleotides long. RefSeq names its product transmembrane protein 200A (gene Tmem200a). NCBI's taxonomy places the organism in Eukaryota, Metazoa, Chordata, Mammalia, Rodentia, Muridae. Bases 943 to 2418 code for a protein of 491 amino acids. The record is from RefSeq and is a predicted model, not a curated record. The transcript is spliced from 2 exons.